Cyprinus carpio (common carp) is the source of this 2632-nucleotide messenger RNA. RefSeq names its product neuroplastin. NCBI's taxonomy places the organism in Eukaryota, Metazoa, Chordata, Actinopteri, Cypriniformes, Cyprinidae. Gene Ontology annotation, cellular component: cell-cell junction; plasma membrane; axon. The record is from RefSeq and is a predicted model, not a curated record. Gene Ontology annotation, molecular function: cell-cell adhesion mediator activity. Gene Ontology annotation, biological process: dendrite self-avoidance; homophilic cell-cell adhesion; axon guidance.
CCCCCGCGGGCGGGAGCGCGCUCUGACAGCUGAUGAUGCGCGUGAAUGAGCCGCGGGGUGCGCGCACUGACAGCUGAAGGUUCUCCGCGAUGACGGACACUCCGAUGCCCCAUCAUCUUCCUCAUCAUCUCCAGCAGCAUCAGCACCCGCAUCCCUGAGCACCGCACAGCAUCUUCCUCAUCCUCCUCCUCAUCCGUCCUCCAUGCAGCAGAGCCGCGCGGCGCCUGUCGCGUUUCUCGCUGUCCGCCCUCGCUCCUCCUCCGCCAUCCUCUGCGGCUGAAGCCGCUCCGUGUCCAUCACCUGCUCGCCGUGUCCCGUCUCCGUCCUCCCGCAGGAUGCUGUCCUACGCGGGGAUGCUCGCGCUGCUCCUCAUCCACGGGAACGUGAUGCUCCCGUAUGUAUCAUCUCAGAACGCUGGGUUUGUGAAGUCGCCAAUGUCAGAGAUAAAGCUCACAGGAGACGCCUUCGAGCUGUACUGCGACGUGGUGGGUAACCCCGUGCCGGAGAUCCAGUGGUGGUAUGCUGAUAUUAACAGGGCGGACUCCUUCAAGCAGCUGUGGGACGGUGCACGCAAGCGGCGGGUGUCCAUCAACACGGCGUACGGAGCCAACGGUGUGAGCGUGCUGGCCAUCUCCCGCCUCACGCUGGAGGACGCUGGGAUCUACGAGUGCAGGGCCAGCAACGACCCGCGCCGCAACGACCUCCGCCAAAACCCGUCCAUCACCUGGAUCCGAACGCAAGCCACCAUAUCCGUGCUGCAGAAGCCACGAAUCAAUGCUUCCGAUCAGGAGAUUUUGCAGCCUAAAAGCGGGCAGGAGUUGCCCAUCACCCUUCAGUGUAACCUCACUAACUCACACAGCACCCACCGGGAGACCUUCUGGAUGAAGAACGGACUGGAGAUUCCCAACACCAGGACGGAGCACAAACACACCAAGUUCAAGUUAAGUAAACCGAGGACAGAUGAUUCGGGUGAAUACAUGUGCGUUUACAGCUUUAAGUCGGCUCCCAAUGCCAAUGCUUCCAUUGAGGUCAAAGCUGCUCCUGAAAUCCUCGGCCAUAAACGAAGCGAGAACAAAAAGGAAGGAGAAAAUGCAACGCUGUACUGCAAAUCGGUGGGAUACCCGCACCCUCUGUGGACGUGGCGCAAGAAAGUGGGCCGGGGAUCUUACAUCGACGUUGACAACAGCACCGGACGAUUCUUCAUCAUCAACAAAGAGAACUUCACCGAGCUGAGCAUCAUUGGUCUGGACAUCAGCACAGAUCCGGGCGAGUACGUCUGCAACGCCUCAAACAUCAUCGGCUCCAAAGAGUCCGUGACCAUCCUGCGGGUGCGGAGCCACCUCGCCCCGCUCUGGCCUUUCCUGGGCGUCCUAGCCGAGAUCAUCAUCCUCGUGGUCAUCAUUGUGGUUUACGAGAAGCGCAAGAGGCCUGACGAGGUUCCAGACGAUGACGAGCCAGUUGCACCAAUAAAAACCAACUCUACAAACAACCACAAAGACAAAAACGUACGACAGCGGAACGCCAACUGAGCCCACGGACCGACGGAGAAGACAGCUGAAGAUGACCAACUGCAUAUCCUGACCAUACGGACGUAUCCGAGGAGAGGAGACGCUCCUGGCGAUUUUCAGCGACGCAUAUCCUGCCUCACGUGGAGAAGAAAACAACAAUAACGACAGCGUAACACUGGCAGAAACGAACAAUACAGACUGUCUCAAGUUUGCCUUAUUCAGGCUCAUGAUGUGUGUGUGAACGUGGACGCUGCCCGAAUCGUUCUGAAGAUGAUGAAGAUGAUUUUACUACAUGUGCUGUUAACGUUGCAUUUCGUUCUUUUAUCAUGCCCUCCUGCUGCACUAAUUCUUUUUCAUAUCUACAUGUUGUCUCGAAUGCAUGCAAUAACAUAAUCGAAUAAGAUUCAGAUAUUGUUUUCUAUUGUUACUUUAAGUGGCGUUGCAUCCAAAUGAAUAGCUAGUGUGUGUGUGUGUGUGUGCGUGCGUGUGUUUUUAAAGAAAUACAAAUGGAUAAAAAAAAAAGUAAGGAAUCAUUGAGAUCUUUGUACAGUUUAUCAUCCAAUAAAACGAUACUAAAAGGAGGUGUUUUGUCUUAAACUAGAAUGCAAGAUUAUUUGUGAUUGGCAGAACAGUAUUUAAUCUUAAAGCUGAUAUUGUAUUAAAUGAAAUGGAUACAUGUGACAUUUAUUUUCUGGAGUUAUUUAGACGUCUUGUACAUGUGGUGCUGUAAGUGUUCAAAUAUUACCAUAGCAUCUGUAAAAAGGAAAAGAAUAUAUCUUUUUUUUUUUUUUGUAAAUGUUGUUUCUUUUUAGAGAAAAGAUGAUUCUUGUACAGCAUGGCUAUAAUCCUAUGCAAUAUGUAUUCAUAUAGACCUACUGACAAUUGUAAGGUUGGGCGGGUUUGUUUAAUUUCAGAGAAUUAAAAGCUUUAACGGGACAAUUCAGAGAUAAGGGUGCUUCGCAUUUGAAAUGCACUGCUGUAGUUGCAUGACAACUCCUGAUCAAUACAGUGUGUGUCACCAUGACAACGGACCAACAUACAAGGGAGGAAGUGGGUGGAGCUAAAGCCAUUACAAACUAUGUGAAACCAAUUGUUUCCUUUUUCAGAAUAAAGGUUCCAAAAUA